Messenger RNA from Chrysochloris asiatica (Cape golden mole), 5754 nucleotides. RefSeq names its product zinc finger protein 316 (gene ZNF316). Gene Ontology annotation, molecular function: sequence-specific DNA binding; DNA-binding transcription factor activity, RNA polymerase II-specific. Lineage: Eukaryota; Metazoa; Chordata; Mammalia; Afrosoricida; Chrysochloridae. Bases 1 to 5754 code for a protein of 1917 amino acids. Gene Ontology annotation, biological process: regulation of transcription by RNA polymerase II. The transcript is spliced from 13 exons. Gene Ontology annotation, cellular component: nucleus. The record is from RefSeq and is a predicted model, not a curated record.
AUGCUGGGAACCGUGCCUGCCCAUCAGGGCCUCCACAGGUGCGGCAUUGUAGCUCUAUGGGUUCAUAAAGUGGCUGAGUGCCCCUCUGAUCCUGCCCGCCAGCCCAUGCCGCUGCGGAGAUUCGUGGGCGACAGUGACCAGCCCGGGCGGCUGCGCGCACCCCGAGGCCACCAGCCGCUCGGGCCACCAAGGGUUAAGCGCAUCGAGCUGGCGGCGCAACUUCCUCGGGACCCGCUCCAUCUUCAACUGCAUCCGCCCCUCGUGGUCCGGGAGACCCCAGCAGCCUUGCGCCCAGCAGACCCCCAUUUUCAGAGCGCAGUCUGCUGUGAGGAGCUAGACAUGCGGUACCAGUUUCCUUCCUUCCUCUCAGCACAGCCGGCUCCCCGGGAUCCCGGUCUGACGGCCAGGAUGGAGCUUGGACCGGCGACCACCGACACCUUUGUGCUGGAACUGAGGUGCCUCCAGGAUGGGGGCCCAGGACCUGACCCCCUCUCAGGUGGCAGUGGCAGGAGCGAGAGCCAGGAGAACGAAGAGGCUCAGGAGGGGAGCAGCAGCCCACCUCAGCCAGCAGCCUCAGCCCUGACAGGGGCCAGUGAAGUCAUGGAGGAAGCCCAAUCAGAGCAGCAAGAGUUGCAACUGCAACAGGGAGAGCAGCAGCCAGAGCAGCAUCCACAGCCGCAACAAGAACAACUGCAACAGCAGCAACCCCCAAACCAACUAAUAGGACAGCCACUGGAAUUGCAGCAGCCACAGCCACAGCAGGAACCAUUGCAGCAGCCACAUGGACAAGAGCAGCAGGCGUCACAACCACCACAGGAAUCAUUGCAGCAGCAAGUGCAACAACAGCAGCUGCUGAGACAACACCCAGAGGCAGAGUUGCAACAGUGUAUGCUAUUACAACAGCUCCAAGAACAACAACGGUUGCAACAACAGCAGGAACCAUUAGAACAGCUGCUGCCGCAACAGCAGCAGGAACCAUUGCAACCGCAGCAAGUACAAGAACAGCUACUGUCACAAAAACAGCAGGAACCAGUGCAGCAGCAGCAAGAGCUCCUGCUGCUGCCCCCUCAACCGGUACAAUUACAGCAGCAGCAGUUGCAAGAGCAGCAACAGGAACUCUUAGAGCUGCAGCUGCUCCAACAGCAGCAGCAGCAGUUGCAACCACAGCAACUGUUACAGCAGCAGGCCCCAGUACAACAGCCACAGUUACAACAGCAGGAACAACUACAGCAACAGCUCCUGCAGCAGCAUGAAGAGUUACAGCGGCAGCAACAGCAGCAGCUACAGGCCCACCCGCUAGACCCCGAGGAGGAGGAGGAAGAGGUGGAGCUGGAACUGAUGCCCGUGGACCUGGAGCCCGAGCAAGAGCUGGAGCGGCAGCGGCAGGAGUUGGAGCGGCAGCAGGAGCAGCGGCAGCUGCAGCUCAAACUUCAGGAGCAGCUGCAGCAGCUGGAGCAACACCUGGAACAGCAGCAACAGCAGCUGGAGCAGCAGGAGGUGCAGCUGGAGCUAACCCCGGUGGAUCUGGGCACACAGCAACAGGAGGUGCAACUAGAGCUGACGCCUGUGCAGCCGGAGCUGCAGCUGGAGCUGGUGCCAGCCCCGGGCUGUGGCAGUGCAGCCGGACCAGGGGCGCCCGCGGCGGUGGUCGUGGCGCCCCCAGGCUACGUGGUGCUACAGGAGCUCAUGGUGCUGCCAGCGGUUGCCACGUCAGCUGUGGUGGCCAUCCCGGGCCCUGCGGGCAGCGCAGCCUUGACACCAGCCCGGCAGCGGCGGCGGCGGCGUGCGCGGGACCGGCCAACCAUCUGUGGCGAGUGUGGCAAAGGCUUUAGUCGCAGCACGGACCUGGUGAGGCACCAGGCCACACACACCGGCGAACGGCCGCACCGCUGUGGUGAGUGUGGCAAGGGCUUCUCCCAGCACUCGAAUCUGGUGACUCACCAGCGCAUCCACACAGGCGAGAAGCCCUACGCCUGCUCCUACUGUGCCAAGCGCUUCAGCGAGAGCUCGGCACUGGUGCAGCACCAGCGCACACACACUGGUGAGCGGCCCUACGUCUGUGGCGACUGUGGCAAGCGCUUCAGUGUCUCGUCCAACCUGCUGCGCCACCGCCGCACGCACUCCGGUGAGCGGCCUUAUGUCUGUGAGGACUGUGGUGAGCGCUUUCGCCACAAAGUGCAGAUCCGACGCCACGAGCGCCAGCUGCAUGGUGCCGGCCGCUCACGGGGCCUUGGUCUGCUCCGCAGCACACGACCCCCUUCCACGGCGGCACCCUCGCGCCCCGAGCAGGCCACCAUGACAGCAGCAACCGCAGACAAGUUAUCAGAGUCCAGCGCACCCCUCGGACCAAGCCAGGUCUGCCCCGUAGCCCAGAUGUUUACCAGUGCUGGCCCUAUAACCAAACCUGCAGUAGAGGUGGCUGGAGACCGGUGGCCGGUGGUGCUUCGGGCGCCCUGUUCACCUGCUCCAUUCCCCACGUGGAGGUCUGAGCGCGAGGCCCGAGUGGUCCCGGCGCGCACCCCGACGGCCCCGCGUGACCGGAAAUGCCCCCCCGUGGUUGCGGGCGGGGCGGGGCCGAGCGGAGAAACUUCCGGUGCCCACGCGCCGCCGCCGCGCAGCUCGGGGCCGUCACUUUGUGUAGCUCUGGGCCCACGCCCGCCAGCAGGACCGGCGCCCAACGCGCGCUCCCCGCCCGGUCGACGCGAGCCCAUGGCAGCCCUGCACACGAUGCCAGAUGCCCCGUCCUCCCUGCUGGAGAGGGCGGAGGACGGGUCGGAAUGUGGUUCCCGUCAGGUGGAGGAGGAGGGAAAGGAGGAAGAAGUGGAGGAGUUAGACGACUCCGAGGAGGAGGAGAUAGGAGUGGAGGAAGAGGAGGAGGUGGCUGAGGGACAGGUGGCAGAGGUGAUGGCAGAGCUGGAAGAGGAGGAGGAAGUGGUGGCCGAGGAGCAGAGUCCCAUGUUGGAGACCCAGAAUCGACUGAACAGAGCAGGAAGCACCAAGUCCCCAGGCGUUCGGGAGAAGGCUCUGCAGACCUCCCAGAUUCCAGACUUUCCUGGGGAUGAGGCCUUGGAGGAGGAAGAUGAUAUGGAUGAGGAGGAGGACGAGGAGGAAGAAGAGGUGGCUGAGAAGGAGUUUUUAACAGCUGGGUCCCAGGGGCUGGUGACCUUUGAGGAUGUAGCUGUGUAUUUCUCGCUGGAGGAGUGGGACAGGCUGGACACGUGCCAGCGGGACCUCUACAAGGAUGUCAUGCAGGAGAACUAUGGCAUCCUGGUAUCUCUGGGAUAUCCAAUCCCCAAGCCGGAUCUGAUCUUCCGCCUGGAACAAGGGGAAGACCCAUGGGUCCCAGACAGCCCCCGUCCUGAGGAGGGAGACAUUGUCACUGGCGUCUACACAGGAGCCUGGUACUGGACUGAUGACAUGGAGGACCAUGAGGAGGAAGAUGAUGAGGACUUCCUGGCAGAGGUGGCGGAGGAGGAGAAUGAGCCCCCUGGGCUGUGGUCCGCUGCCUAUGGUGUGGGGGACGUUCCUGGGACGUGGGGUCCAGAUGACUCGGAUACAGCCCAGACCCUAGAGGGGUGGGGUUCUGACCCUGGUGACCUCAGGAUCCUGGCCGAUGGGUCAGAGGCGAAGCCUUUCCUAACUGACAAGGAGCCUGACUCAAACCUGGUGGCACCCUGGGUGUUUCCAGCUGCGGUAACUGCCCCAGUUGGGCGGCCAGAGACCACCUGUGAUGUAUGUGGUAAAGUGUUUCCUCACCGCUCCCGACUGGCAAAACACCAGCGCUACCACGCCGCCAUCAAGCCUUUCGGCUGUGAGGAGUGUGGCAAGGGCUUCGUGUACCGCUCACACCUGGCCAUCCACCAGCGCACGCACACGGGCGAGAAGCCCUUUCCAUGCCCAGACUGUGGCAAACGCUUUGUCUACAAGUCACACCUGGUGACGCAUCGGCGCAUUCACACCGGCGAGCGGCCUUACCGCUGCACAUUUUGCGGCGCGGGCUUUGGCCGCCGCUCCUACCUGGUUACGCAUCAGCGGACGCACACGGGUGAACGGCCCUACCCGUGCCCGCACUGUGGCCGUAGCUUUAGCCAGAGCUCAGCGCUGGCACGCCACCAAGCCGUGCACACCACCGACCGGCCGCAUUGCUGUCCGGACUGUGGCCAGACCUUUCGUCUCCGCGCCGACUUCCAGCGCCACCGGCGCGGCGGUGCUUGCACUGAGUCCGGGACCAAUGGGCGACGGGAGGACCCCUGCGAGACAGCAGGACCAGAGGAGGCCGAGGCGGAGCCCGAGCCUGAACCUGAACCUGAGCCUGAACCUGAGCCUGAACUUGAACCUGAACCUGAGCCUGAACUUGAACCUGAUGUGGGUGAGGCCGACGGGGACGGGGAUGAUGAGGCACCAGAAGCAACAGGCAGUCUGGAGCGCAAGGAGGCCACAGAGCCAAUGCGACAGAGCCUGGAGCUGGGGAACGGCCUGGGAGAGGGAGAGGGCCCAUCUUCUCACCCGCUUGGCUUCCCCUUCCCAAUGCACCCCAAGUCCUGGCUGCACCCCGAUGGUUUUCCCAUGCUGGGUCUCCCAGACUUAAGGGAUCGGCUGCCAGCCGAUGCGCAUGCCCUGCCAGGAUCCCUGGGUGGCCCACUCUCACUGGUGGAGGGUGUAGGACUGGCCUCUGAUCCCUUCAGGGGGGGCGGUGGCCCAGGGAGCGGCAGCGGAGGCGGGCUGCGAGCCUUCGGGCCUGCAGUCGGGGGACUCCUGGCCGAGCCGGCACCGGCAGCACUGCCAGAGGAGGAGAGCCCAUGGAUCUGUUCUGACUGUGGCAAGACAUUUGGGCGCCGCGCGGCGCUAGCCAAGCACCAACGCUACCACGCGGGAGAGCGACCACAUCGCUGCGCCGACUGUGGCAAGAGCUUCGUCUACGGUUCACACCUGGCACGCCAUCGGCGUACACACACGGGAGAGCGGCCCUUCCCGUGCCCAGAGUGUGGUGCGCGCUUCGCCCGUGGCUCGCAUCUGGCGGCGCACGUGCGUGGUCACACGGGCGAGAAGCCUUUCGUGUGCGGCGUGUGCGGUGCAGGCUUCAGCCGCCGCGCCCACCUGACGGCGCACGGGCGUGCGCACACGGGCGAACGACCCUAUGCCUGCGGCGAGUGCGGUCGGCGAUUCGGGCAGAGCGCGGCGCUGACUCGGCACCAGUGGGCGCACGCAGAGGAGAAGCCACACCGCUGUCCCGACUGCGGCAAGGGCUUCGGCCACAGCUCAGACUUCAAACGGCAUCGGCGCACGCACACGGGCGAGAAACCCUUCCGCUGCGCGGACUGUGGCCGCGGCUUCGCACAGCGCUCCAACCUUGCCAAACACCGCCGCGGUCACACGGGCGAACGGCCCUUCCCGUGCCCAGAGUGCGGCAAGCGCUUUUCACAGCGCUCGGUGCUGGUCACGCACCAGCGCACACACACCGGUGAGCGGCCCUACGCUUGCGGGCAUUGCGGCCGCCGUUUCUCACAGAGCUCGCACCUACUAACGCACAUGAAGACACACCGUGGCAUGACCGGCACUCCCGCCCAGGCGGCAGCCCCCAAGACCGAGGCACGCACCAAGGGCCCUGGAACCGGGACUGUGGGGUCGAGCACUGGUCCCGGGGAGCGUGGGAGCGCCCUACGGGAGUUCGCGGGUGGGACGAGCUUCGGCUCCGAGCCACCACCAGCCACAUUCCCGGGGCCCUCCAGCACCUACGAGGAGACCAGCCUGUGA